AUGGAGGACAUCAGUCAGGCAGCGACAGCUUCGUUGCUACAAAUAGAUAAAAAUAACACGUUGCCUGGCUGGUUCAACCUCCAUCGCCAACUCUGUACCGAUUGGGUACGAGACAACCCAAAAACACGACAAUAUGGUCUGACAAGUGGGCCGCUUAUGCGAACAUUCCCAGAGUUACGGGACUGGCACACGACACUGUCAAUCAUCGAUAUGGCUUUGUUGCUCCAAAUGGAGCGCAUACUAAUGCCAUUGAGAAUCUUUGGAAGUGCCAAAGAUAAAUUUAAACGGAUGCAUGGUACCUGCGAUGAUCACGUCUCUUCGUAUCUCGUUGAGUUUAAGUGGCAGCGCGGUAUCAGGGACCAUGAUGUGCGGUUUCAAAAAGCUCUUGAGCUCAUCCGUACAUAUUACCUUGUUUAA
Messenger RNA from Helobdella robusta, 417 nucleotides. RefSeq lists its product as hypothetical. Lineage: Eukaryota; Metazoa; Annelida; Clitellata; Rhynchobdellida; Glossiphoniidae. The coding region runs from base 1 to 417 and encodes 138 amino acids. The record is from RefSeq and is a predicted model, not a curated record. The transcript has 2 exons.